CAAUGGACAGUUAGUCAUCAUCAGACGUAUGCGGGGUCUCUUUUUCCGUUUUCGUCGGAGAAGCGGCUGCUGCGAGCGGGCCGAGUUUGCGAAGGCUUCGGGUCAGCGUGUGGCGGGCCGCUUCGCAGUUGGCGGAAAGGAUGCGCUGCCUGCCAGAUGGCGCGUCGAGAGCGACAUCACAAAGUAUUUGGCCUUGGGCCUGUGCGGGACCAUGUGCUAUUGUGUCAGCGUGGCCAGUGUGGUGAAGCCAGCUGAACCACCCGGGUCCCUGAAAGAAUUGAAGGAGCAGGCCGUCAAUUUGAUGGAAUUGAUGUCGAGAGAUAGAGUGCCUUUUCAGGACGUUGAAAUGUUGAUUGGAAAGGUUUUGAAUUGUUUGGAUAGAUUGUCGGUCGAAGAAGUGUUGAGUGAUUUGGCCUAUGUCUACGAAACCAUCAAAAGCAUUGUUUUGUUUUAUCAACAGCUUGGAAACAUAGAGAUUGCCUUAAAUACUCAGGAACGAUUUUUACGUUUUUGCGAGAGGGUUGACGUUUUACAAGUCAAUCCGGCCAUUCUGGUGGCCGCGUUGAACGAGAUGGGCGAUUUGCUUUUACAGGGUCGUCAAUUUGCAAAAGCUAAGGCCUAUUUCGUCCAGACAAUCGAGAUCGCGCGGGAUAUCGAUCCGGCGAUCAUUUCUGAGUCUCCUUCGAUGCUGUUAAGUCUUUCUGCAGCUUACGGAUUUUUGGCCUUGUCUCGAGUUUUGUCCGGAAGUCAAACGGAUCCCCGUCCGUCGCUCGAUCUCCAGUAUUCAAUAUUGCAAAAAAUUCUCGAAUGCACCGAGAUCCAGUUGUCUCAAAAAGUGACAAGCAUGAUUUCGGCCGUCAACACGCACCUGUUGAUAUCUGCGGCGUAUAUCGAAGAAAAAAAAAAAAGUGAGGCGAUCGAAUUUUUUGAAUUAGCUGAUUCGCUUUGUCAUCAAUGCAUUAAUCGGUCGCUGCACGACCAGCCCUUGCUCGCCAAGUUGUCUCUGCUCAACGAGCACCUUCGGCUCAGAUUCUCCGCAUUCCUAACUCAAAUCGGGGAGCUCGAUCGAGCGGAGGCGCUGACGCGAGAAUUGAUCAAUUACCAAACCAACACAUACGGCUCAAAUGCGAUUCAGCUGAUUACGAGUCUGACCAAUUUGGGAGUGAUUCGUUAUCAGCAGAAGCGGUAUCCGGAUGCCUUGGAUGCACUCCAGUCCGCUCUCGAAUUGGCAAAAAAGGUGCCGCAGCCGGAAAAAUGGAUUCGAGAUACACAAAAAUUGCACACUUAUUUGGCUCAAACCUUCCAAGCUCUAAGCAACUUCGAGAUGGCUGAAUUCUAUCUCAGCGAGUCGCUCGACCUAGUCUCGGAAGCCUAUGGAGACGACAGCGAGCAAGCGGCCGAAAUUUACCACCUUUUGGGUAAGCUCUCUCGCGAUCAAAAAAGUUACGAAAAGUCACUCAAGUUUUUCCAGGCAUCGUAUUCUCUUUGUAACCAAAUCCUCGCGCCAAGCCACCCGUUGACACACGUCGUCAUCGACCACAUGGCGGAAGUCAUGAUGAUUCCAGAAGUGGGCAGACUCGAGGAGGCGGAAGAGCUCCUGCGAAAAUCUCUGAGCGACCGCCGCAAGGCGUUCGAUGGCCUCUCGCCGCAAGUCAUCUCGUGCGUCUCAAACCUGGCCAAUUUGUACCUGCGAAGAGGCGAUUUUGAAAAGGCGGAGUUUCACUUUUCGCAGUUACUUCGGCUCUCUGUUGACAAGCACAGCACGGAGUGCCAUCGAGAUGUCGCCCUCGCGGAAUAUGGGAUCGCCCGCAGUCUCAUGGGUCUGAGUAACCCCAAUUCUAGGGAGCACCUGGAGCGUGCUCUGAAAAUUCAAAAAUCCCUCCUUCAAUCCGCUGGUUCCGAGCGGUCUGCGGCCGACGUUCACUUGUUGGGCUGUAUUCUCUACUUCCUGGGUCGCUGGCAUUCGGACGCAAGGCACUGGAGGGCAGCCUACGCUCUUUACGAAGAGGCGCUCACCGAGUUCGAAAAGGCCAAUCACGAAUCGUCGCCUAACGCAAUUGACGUUCAAGUGGACAUGGCUCGUGUAUUGAUAGGUCAAAAGGAUUAUUUUGGUGCGCAGCGGCGUUUGGACCGCGUGUUGAAGGAUCUGGCCGAAGAGGGGAGUCAAGGGAUUUCCAGGGUGGACAGGCGGUCCAUCGAAGAACAGAUAGUUGGGAUGAAGGCACAAUUGGACGCUUGGAGAGGGGCGCCCGGCGGUUCGUGAAUUCAGACGGCGUGUUGUUGUUUUUUGGCGAUAUGGGCGCGAUAGCGAACAGGGCUCAUGACGUUAGGAAAUGCGCGUAUUGCGUACACAAUUUUCGCGUCUGAAGCAAAAAAAAAAAAGUGUCGAUUCGAAAUUGGAUCGUUUUAUUUGCAAAUUUUGGCUCGCUGAAGGCUGGCCUGGCGGGAGAGUGGCGUCCAUUUUGGAGAGAGGGCGCGCGCUCGUGUGGGCUAUUUCGUCGGCAGCGCCUUUGUAUUUGGCGUCACUGAAAAGGGGGGUUCUGUGUUUUUGUUGGGACGAUAGAGAACGUCGCGAAGCGGUUUUUUUUUCGCAUAACGCCGCGCGGAAUUUGUUUGAUCGUUUUGCCUCUCGUUCCUCUUUGGUUUGAAGCAGUAUUUUCGCCGGCUCUGUUGGUUUCGGGUGUUAUGGCUGCAGUUACCGACGAAGACGAGAAUUCGGUCUCGGAUCGCUCGGAAGUCUUACUGGACGCCCUUCCUUACGUUGACAAAUACGACGAGUCUGAUCAAUCUCUCGUGUACGGUUUGCUCCGCAAGGAGUUGAGUCACAAGGCGAAUGCGAAGAAGGAGCGCUUAGAAGUUGUGCCGUACGAAGUUUCGUUUCAGUCGGAGGCGCUGAAGGCGGAUUGGGAGAGAGUGAAGGAAUCAGAGGGUCGGAAUUUUUCCUCGCCAGGCGUUCGGACGAGCGACCAGAGGUUGGUGGAGCCGAGCGCCUCUGCCCCGUUGGAAGAAUGGGUGGCUGCGGUGGACCAGGCGAAGAUCCAGUUGGAGUACCUUAGGAACAAGAAGGAGCUGUUGGAGCUAUUGGAGUCCUAUGGUGCCAAUUCGUGGAUUGCGUACAACAAUCAAAUAGAAUUGUUGAAGUGCGCGUUGCAAGAGGUACUAGAUGAACAGGAACGGAAAAUCGAGCAGGUGAACGCGGAGAGAAGCACGGCGCAGGCAUCGGCAAGCGCCAUGUUAGAGAGAAUUUGGGGCCAAUGGAGAGAAGUUGUAGAGAAGAACGUGCAAAUAGACGCAUCUUGUCAGAUUUUGAAGCUAGAAAUUGACGAGAUGAGCAAGAGAAAGGAUGUAAAAGACCCAAAUGACUGCGACGGACGCGACGAAUCGGGCGUUGAAACUUAGCAUGGCAAAAAUAUGUAUUCCAAGAAACAAAGACCUUUUAUCACAGAGAAUAUCAAAAAAAAAAAAUAAAGGAAAAAACCCGUUUUGGCUAUCACAGUUCAA
Molecule: messenger RNA, 3501 nt
Organism: Schistocerca gregaria
Lineage: Eukaryota; Metazoa; Arthropoda; Insecta; Orthoptera; Acrididae
Exons: 7
Coding region: 29-2263 (744 amino acids)
Molecular function (GO): protein binding
Source: RefSeq, a predicted model, not a curated record